Messenger RNA from Carassius gibelio (silver crucian carp), 4032 nucleotides. RefSeq names its product yippee-like 1 (gene ypel1). The coding region runs from base 470 to 829 and encodes 119 amino acids. The transcript is spliced from 5 exons. The record is from RefSeq and is a predicted model, not a curated record. NCBI's taxonomy places the organism in Eukaryota, Metazoa, Chordata, Actinopteri, Cypriniformes, Cyprinidae.
AGAAAUAUUUGUGAAUGAAGACAGGACAGAUGUUGGUGAGCGUGGAGCGCACACUAAUAGCGAUCUACGCCUCGUACGUGACCACAUCACAGUAUCAUUCAGAAAAAAAAGGGGGAAAAAAAGAAAUCCGCAGAGAAGAGUGUGUCACAGCGGAAGAACUAUGAACAGUAGACUCUGAACAACAACAACAACAACAAGAGCAUCAUCGUGGACCGUCGUGACUCACGCGGACGCAGCAGCGCUCCUAGAUGAGAAACCCUGCAGUGGGGAGAACAACUGAUCCACUUCCACCAAAAAGGUCGUAUUUUCUCCUGUGGUGUCUGUGUGGAGCGUGCCACACAUCCACUCCACAACAACGACGGCUUUUGCUUGCAUCUUCCAGUGCUUCUUAUGUCAGCAAGUUCAGCAGAGCUGCAACUCAUCUAGAGCCAGCCCAGAGGAACCCAGUGAGGAGCACCACGACUGUGAGAUGGUAAAGAUGACAAAGUCCAAGACCUUCCAGGCUUACCUGCCCAACUGUCACCGAACCUACAGCUGCAUCCACUGCCGGGCACAUCUCGCCAAUCAUGAUGAGCUCAUCUCAAAGUCAUUCCAAGGCAGCCAGGGACGAGCCUACCUCUUCAAUUCAGUUGUGAAUGUGGGUUGUGGUCCAGCAGAGGAGAGGGUUCUCCUAACAGGUUUACACGCUGUGGCGGACAUCUACUGUGAAAACUGUAAAACCACCCUGGGCUGGAAAUACGAGCAUGCGUUUGAGAGCAGUCAGAAAUACAAAGAAGGCAAGUUCAUCAUCGAGCUGGCGCACAUGAUCAAAGAUAAUGGCUGGGAGUGACCUUCACCUACUUCCUCUCCGCUCAGUGACCUUUGGGCUGCUCUGCCGUGGACUUUGCCGAGUGACACCACCACACGCACACGUACACAAACAAAAAACGCACAGACACGCGCGCGCACACACGCCACCGUCGACCAUGACACAUCCCGACAUCUCUACUGGGUCAUCACAAAACUCAAAGGCAGAGUGACGGAAAGCGAACCGAAGACGGUCUAUGGUCACUGAAAGACUCUCUAGGACCUUUUUCCGAGAUGUACAUGUCAACACUUUGGGAUCUGAACCUUCUCCCUUCCUGUUUGACUGCCCCGUUAAAUUGUUUCGGUGUCUUAGUGUGCGUUCUGUUUGGACAGGAAUCUUAAGUCCUUCCUGGUGGACUGAUGUUACUGGUUAGCAUUUUUCUCCUUCUCUGCGUCAAGCCCAUUCUGAUUGUUUUUCCUUUCACUCUGGGGUAGCGACAAUUGACAUACGUUAUAAGAGUUGGGGUUGGUUUCAGGGUUAGGCUAUGUAGCAGUAUAUUACAGAUGGGGGUGGGUGUUCAGCAUUGCAGUGGCAUGGCAGUUCCCCUGCGUUUUACCCGUUUUAUUACCGAAUUGGAUGACUUCACUGUGCAAUUGGUGGGACACUCUGGUACAGCAGUAGCGUCUGAACCCUACAGGAGCUUUAGUUGUCUCUGGUGCUUUUGGUGAAAUUACACAAACACACGUCUUUGAGUUGGCAUUCGUGGCAGGUUCCAUUUUUGCAACCGUACUAUAGGCGAGAGAAAAAAAAUUAAACUAAACAAGACAAGCGACAGCCGUUUGGAUGCACUGGACAUUGGGGAAAACUGAAACUAGUGUCCUCGGAACAUUGUUUGCGUUACAUUUUCAUCCCCCUUCACGCCAAAUGAUGACAAGAUUUUACAAAACUAUUGUUGUUGAUAUUACAAUCACGUGUAUGUUCAUUGCUAUGUGUAAUUUAUGUGUUAAACCACAUGUUUGGACAUGCACAUGCAUGUUAGCUCAGUGUGUUUUACACAUUAUGUUUAUGGCAUACUUGAAUGCAGUUACUUUGUUUGCACUUUGCAGAGGCCUUGUUCAUGGGUUUAGAGGCAAAAGUCUGUCCAUUUUAUGGCCUUUUUUUCAUGGAAAAUAAUGGAAUGAUUGUAUUAGAUGCUUGGAAUGAUUUUCAGGGUUGGGUGGUUGCUGGCUUAAUCAUCUCCCUCUACUUUCAAACACACUGCUUUUGCUUUCUUCUGCAGACCUGUUCGCUAUGCUCGUAAUUCGUCCAAUUGGAUUCACCCAUCAGAAGCAGGUCUCAAAUUUUACAAUCGGACACCAUUCAAUGUGGCGUUACGUGAUUCUUUUGCUGCUAAUAGAGAUAAAUGCAAUCCGGAACUUUCACUUUAAACCUUCUGCACUUUACCCGGACUGUCUGAGAGCAUGCGAGCGGAUGUGUUCCUUUUUUAGCUUUCCUCCACAUCUUUGCCUCUAAGCAGCAUGAAUCUUGUGCCUCUUCAAAAGAUAAAAUAGAAAAGAAAAGAAAAAAAAAUCUCCCUCUCUUGUGUUGUGCGGCGCAUGACUCCGAGAACCCAGCACGUCUAUUAGAAGCUCUGCUGGAGUAUCGUAUCGAACUCAAAAAUGAACUUGGAAACGAACCUCACAGAACCUCUAUCCACUUGAAAGUUGAAUAUAAUCCAGUAUUUUUUUUAUAGUUCCUUGUCAAAGUUAGAGAUGUUAUGAAACAGUGGUAUUCUGCAAAGUAUAUAAAAGGGGCGGGGCUGUUAGAAUGGGAGGGGGCGGGGCUUGCUUCCUGUAGAGAUAAAGAGGGGCAUUUAAUGUAGAUUUUUAUCAAAUAGAAUUAAAUAUAUAUCGAAUCGUACAGAUGAAUAUCGAGGUUUCGUCAUGUUUAAGGGUGGGAGGAAAGGUGGGCAGUAAUAAAAUGAGUGGCGAAUCCGUUCGCCGCCGAUAAGGUCAGUCCGGUCACGUGACCUUCGAAUCAGUCAAAGACAAUGCAAACAAAAUAGUUGUAGAAAUAUCUUACUUGAAAGAUGAUACAGAGUUACAGACAAUACAUUGUCCCUCUCACACAGUUUUGUACAUAAAGUAACAUAUUUAAGGUUUUAUACAUAUUUCUACUGGGUUAGUUUCUCUACUUCCCCGACUUGAAGCACUUUUGUUCACUGUACCUCUGGCUUUAUAUAUGUGUGUGAAUGACGAGAGACAGAGUGUGUGUGUGUGUGUGUUUGGAUGCAUGUAUGCGUGUUCCCUUACUUCCCUCCCUUUAUUUGUAGCCGUUUUUGCUGUUGUUCAUUAGUUCUUCUGUGCUGUUUCCUUUAUGACACUUCUUUUGCUGUCUCACAGCGUGUUCUGAUGUAAGCUCUCUUAGCUUGAUGAUAAUGAGCUUUUGUAUUUUUUGUUUUUUCUUUAAUAUUAAAGUUGAAUUUUUUGAUAGUUUUCUGUCAAGAGCAUUAUAGGAGAAUGUCUGCUGGUCGUGUUUUAGCAUCAUGGUCAGCGGUGAGCUGGAUUCACCUGCCAAAAGUCCACAAUAGAAACACAGACCCAGACCAUUGUACACACACACACACACACACACACACAAAAACAGCUUUCCCUAAAAUUUUCAGAAACAGAAGUUGAUCCAGGCCAGUGUCACUGUCAGUGUGCACACAAAAAAUAAGAAAUUGCUCAACCAGACCAUUUUUACUGAGAACCACUUGGUCAAACCAAAAAUCGAGUUUGUGGCCUCUCUGAAUACCAAGUGGGAAAUUACUUUGUUAGCUUUUUUGGACUGUGAUUUGACUUUUACAGUGACAUAUUAAGGGGUUUCUGAUAUUGGCAGUAGAAAAGAUUGUUUAUUGCUGUUUCUUUUAGUGACACUGGUUUCAAACCUUUCUGGAGCUGUUAAUCUUUGAGAUUUGUCAUUCAAACGACAUCUAGUUUAAGGCAACAGUGGUAUGCAAAGGAAACGAUUGUAUAAGUUUGCUGAGUUAUUUUCUUAGGACUGUUAAAAUAUAAGGUCUAAAGCAUGUUGUAUUUAUAUUGGCUAUAUUAAGUCGUGCCUGGUUUUCGUUCUUUCUUAUUUUUCUUCUUCAAUGCAAAAAAGCAUUUUUCUUCUUUUUACUUGAUUACAUUGCUUUGCAUUCUGUCCUAGUAAAGAAAAAACUCAUUUGUCUGUUUUCACUGUAUUGUAAACUAUUCAGAUAUCACAAUAAAGCUUAAAUGGUA